AUGCCUGAUCUCGGCCUCAGCGACCUCAACAGCAUUCUGACCAUCUUGGGUCUUUUCAUUGUUCUUUACGGAGUGAUUUCCGUCAAGUUCAAGAACCAGUGGUACCUGGGUGAAGCCCGUACGUACUCGCUUCUCCCUGAAGUAGGCCGUCGCUCAGUGCUAACGCAAACAGUGCCGGCCGUCAUCAUUGGUAUUUGCCUGGGCCCGAUAGCAGCAAAGUUCAUAGUAUCAGAACGAUGGGGGAAUCCCGAACCAGGACAGACGUCCGAAAUCACUCUGGGCGUCAUGCGAGUGAUGAUCGGCAUUCAGCUGGUCAUUGCAGGCUAUCAACUGCCCGCUAAAUACACCAUGGCCCGCUGGAAGGACAUGACCCUAAUCCUGAUUCCCGUCAUGACAAUGAUGUGGCUCUGCACCACCGUCUGCGUCCUGGCGACCAUUCCCAAGCUGAGCCUGCUCGCCUGUAUGGUCAUCGCAGCCUGUGUCACAUCGACCGAUCCCGUUCUCUCGCAAGCUGUCGCAAAGGGUCCGUUUGCCGACAAGUUUGUCGCCCGACCCGUUCGUGAGGUCAUCUCCGCCGAGGCCGGUGCCAAUGACGGAUUCGGCUUUCCCUUCUUGAUGCUCGCCACCUACCUCAUCCGCCAUGCCGAGGGCGUCAGCGUCCAAUCGAUGACAGGUGAGAGCGAUGGCGGUCUUCACAGGCGUGCUGGCGAUGUCGAGCGCCAGGGCGGCGGCGUUAGUGUGGCCAUGGGCAACUGGUUCCUCGAAACUCUGCUCUACUACGUGAUCAUGGGCGCCGUUUACGGUGCUGUAGCCGGAACUCUGACUCGCUUCGCGGUCAAGUUCUCCCUCAAGAGGAAGUGGAUCGACAGCGAGAGCUACCUGCUCAUCCCCCUCGCCCUCGGAUUCCUGAUGAUCGGCAGCGCUGGCCUCGUCGGCACCAACGACCUGAUCGCCUGCUUCGCCGCCGGUAGCGCGCUUAACUGGGAUGGCGAGUACCUUGCCGAGACCCUCAAGCGUCACGACGAAGUCAACUCGAGCAUCGACGUCAUUCUCAACUUUGGCGGCUUCAUGUACCUCGGCAGCAUCUUCCCCUGGGCCGACUUCCAGAACGCGGAUACUGGCAUCACCUACGGCCGCCUUUUUGGACUGGGGUUCCUCGUCCUCCUGUUCCGCCGCAUUCCCGCCAUUAUGAUCACCUAUAAGCUGAUGCCGCACUCGAUUCGAAACUGGAAGGAGGCCCUCUUUGUGGGGUACUUUGGCCCGAUUGGAGUCGGUGCCGCCUUCUACGUCGAGCACACGAAGCACCUGUUUCCCCAUCUUGACGAGACGAACGACACGGAAGUGAACGACUUGCUCCGUGCCCUGUCUCCUGUCGUCUACUGGCUCGCACUCUUCUCCAUUGUUGUUCACGGCCUGUCGAUUCCCAUCCUGAACGCGCUUUACGGCUACUUUGGCGUCCAGCCGAUCCAGGAUGACGCUGUCGAGAUGCGCCGCAAGUCGGUCCACGUCGCGGCGCCACCCAACGCCAUCGAGGGCGACAAGGAGACCUUUAUCGCCUACAACCGUUUCUCCCGUCCCGUGUUCGACAACAACCAGCUUCCCGACUGGCGCGACGAGAACCCCGAGCCCAGCAUGGACGUGGAUCUCGAGCGUCAAAAGUCGGAAGCGGCGCUCAGCGCGCCGCGCACACCGCGCACGCCGCGCAACCGCAGCAGGAGCAGGAGCACGAUUCGCUUCAUGGAUCGACGGGGGGCCAACGCAGGCAUGGGCAUGUAA
Verticillium nonalfalfae is the source of this 1776-nucleotide messenger RNA. RefSeq lists its product as uncharacterized. The coding region runs from base 1 to 1776 and encodes 591 amino acids. NCBI's taxonomy places the organism in Eukaryota, Fungi, Ascomycota, Sordariomycetes, Glomerellales, Plectosphaerellaceae. The transcript is spliced from 4 exons. The record is from RefSeq and is a predicted model, not a curated record. Gene Ontology annotation, biological process: regulation of membrane potential; proton export across plasma membrane; sodium ion export across plasma membrane. Gene Ontology annotation, molecular function: sodium:proton antiporter activity. Gene Ontology annotation, cellular component: plasma membrane.